Molecule: messenger RNA, 1566 nt
Organism: Suillus clintonianus
Lineage: Eukaryota; Fungi; Basidiomycota; Agaricomycetes; Boletales; Suillaceae
Exons: 4
Coding region: 54-1490 (478 amino acids)
Biological process (GO): RNA polymerase III preinitiation complex assembly
Cellular component (GO): transcription factor TFIIIB complex
Molecular function (GO): TFIIIC-class transcription factor complex binding
Source: RefSeq, a predicted model, not a curated record
CAAACUUCUUCACUUGUUAGAAGCGGGCAACGCAUCUAAUCUAACCAAAUAUUAUGAGUCAACGAGUUCAAAAGGGAAGUACGGUAUUUAGACCAGUCGCCAAAGCGCGACCUCGCGCACAGGAGGCCAAUGUACCAAAACAACCAGCCUCAAUCCCUGACACCCGUCCUCCAGUUCCUCCGCCUUCGUCACAACAGCAUGCUCCAACUGUGGUAGCUGUGGCGCCCCUUCCUCCUCCCGUUGUAUCUUCUUCCAUGCCUCCGCCGAUCGUGGUCCCUGUCAGAGUCCCUAUCACUACUGUGCACCCUCCUCAGAGACCUCCGAUGCCUAUAAACACUCCAAUACCUCUUCCCACUACUCGAGAUCCUCAAGUGCAGAUGUCUCAGCCUCUGCCUGCACUCCCUGUCAUCCACGAACAUCCUGUUGUAGUUAUUCCCCCGCCCGCGGAGCCCGAGUCACAAGCAUCCAGCUCCCGAAAACGUAGGUCUCAAUCUCGCGCGUCUUCUGAAGGUCCGAAGAAAUCUCGCAAAACACGUGCUCCUUCUUUGCCCUACGAUGCCAGUGUAGACCCUGGCGAAGAUUUAGAUCCGACUGCUGUGACUAUGGCUACAUUAUGUGAAGAUACAGGAUGGGGUCGUGUCAGCAGCAAAGCAUCACAAAUUGUCGAUAAUCACUUGGCCUGGAAAAAAACUAACCGGGAAAAGAGAGCGCGAAUGAGAGUUUCUAUGGAGGCGAGAAAGUAUGGUCGAAAUGAGGAUGACACUGCGCAGCCUGGUCAAAUCAGCUCUGGGCCUGAACAAAGUGCCGUCACAAAUGGGGCUGCGAUACCUGCAGGACACAAUCCUGUGUCCGUGAACGGAGGCCAGCGCGAAGGCGCCGUCACAGACACGAGUGGUAGCGGAUUUGACUAUUCUCAAGACGUCGCUACCAGUCGAUAUAACGUUCAAAUCCGUAUUGGGCCUAAUGGAGAAACCAUCAUCGACGAAGAGUCCCUGUUUGUGGACAGGAAUGCUGGGGACGAGACUGCAGACUACACUCAUGUCGAGGAGUCCGAUGUCUCCAAAUUCGUGAAUUCUGGGACGUAUGGGAGGCGUUUCCGGGGUUCUCGCUGGAGUGCAGAAGAGACGGAGUUGUUCUACGAUGCGCUAUCGCAAUUUGGCGAGAAUUACGAAUUAAUAUCUUAUGUGCUACCUGGCCGCGACCGCAAGUCAUGCAAGAACAAGUUCAAAGCAGAGGACAAGAAGAACUCGGCAAGGAUAAAUUACUGCCUAAAUAACCGUCAGCCAUACGAUAUACAAACUUUGUCGCGAAUGACGGGAAAGGACUUUAGUGGUCCAACUCCAGAGAUACGACCGCCACCCGUUCUGACGCUUGCUGAAACGGAGGGGGAUCCAUCAGUCGAAGAAGCAAUUUCGAAGAAACAGAGCCAGACCCCCGCUGUGGAAGAUGAUGGGGAGGAGGUUCUUGGUGAUAUAUCCAGUUACUUGUGAUUUUGCAAGUAGAGACCUGAAGCCAUUCACACCUAUUGUUGUACAAUCAACUCCUUCCGUCAUUAGCCGGGGUAGC